CAGCCCCCGCGCAUGCGCAUGCGCAGCAGUAGGCGCGCCUGGCCCGGCGUGCGCGUGACUUCCUCCUGGCGCCGGGCGGGCGGCGCCGUGACGUCACGCGGGCUGCGGCGGGAAGUUUGGAAAGGCGGCGGGCGCCAUCGUCCCUCCGCGCCCCACCGGGACAGUGCUGUUAACGGAUGGAGCUAAGGUCUGCAGCUCUGCAAACACGGAUGCAAAUUGCAGUCCUCAUCAGAUGUUUUAAGCCACUGAUGUACAGCAGUUGUAUGAGGAUGUAAAUAUCUGUGAAAUAAUCUGUUGGAUGACUCUUUUGUCAAAGGAAUGGCUUCUCAGGAAUUUAGUGUAUUAUAUACUCACCAGAAAAUGAAAAAAUCAAAAACGUGGCAGGAUGGAAUUCUGAGGAUUAGAACUAGCGGAAAUAAGGCUAUCUUGUUUGAUGAUAAAGGACAAUGUUUGGAGAGUUUUUUUAUAAAAUCUCAGGUGAAUACUGGAGAUAAUUUAGAAAGCGAACGAUAUUUGAUUGCAGUUGAAGCAGUAAAAGUGAGUGAAAAGUCUUUCGAAGAUCAGCCAAGGAAAGCAGAAACUCCAGCCAUGGAUAGAAGUGGUGUAAAACCCGGUGUUCUGCCUCCCAGGCAUCUGUCUGUCGGCUUGAAAAGGAAGUUUACGGGUUUCCAAGGGCCACGCCAAGUUGAAAAGAAAAUAUCGACAACAGAGGAUGGAGAAAAACCAACAAUAUUGCCAUUAUCUAAGCAGUGUCAGGGUACUUUUCCAUCCAAGUUUUACAUUACCUCUCCAUUAUUUUCUACGAUUUGCAAGAAGGAUGCGGAAACAAAUCUAUCCGCAGGCUUUCACGAAGAUGCGUGCACGGAUAAUGGUAGAGAACACGUGUCUCUCUCCUCACUGCUUUCAGCUCCAUUUCUUGACAGGUGUGAGGAGGCAGAGAAGGAGAACUCUGACCAGUCCAUUGCGAUGCCAGUACCUCCUCUAAUUACCGGGCGUGCCAAAUCUAGUAGCCAGACAGCCGGUCACGGGGCAGCGUCGCACAACAUCAGGAGCACAGCACAGAUAAUAGCUCUUUUGAAGUCUAAACCAACGCAACGAUGCGGAGAGCAAACGUCUGAAGUCAUAGAGCAUCUUUCUGGGUUCCAGGCGUCAGAAAAUGCAGCUAGUUUAUAUAACAAAAAAAGCACAUUCCUACCUGCUUUUUCGGGCAACCCUGCCGAAAGACUCGUUCAAAAUAUGCAGCACCUGCCUUCUAUCGAGGGAACUGUGAAUGAUGAAAAGGAAUGGAAUGCUGAAUUGCUUCUACAUUCAGCUGAACAACCCUGUGGUGAAGAAGACGCAGGACAGAGGUGUGAGAAAAAGGCCAAUAAUUUAAGUCAAGAUUUACAAGAUCCCUGCAAUACAAAUAGUUGCUUCCUACCUGAAUCUACCAUACGCAGAAUGAGCGACAGUCAGUUUGUCCCACCCUCGGGUGACAUUUUGUGUUCAGCCAGUCCAAUCACCUUUGAAGAAAAUCUCUCCAGAUACAGGGAGCAUUCGGUGACUAAUGCUCUUGAGGAGCGAGGUUGCGAAGUGAGGUUGCAAAGUGAGCUUCAGCCAAGACUAAGUUCAGAAAGAGCGCCUGGCGACCCGGAGCUCUCUGUGGGUGUAACGUUGACUGAAACUGGAAUUGUAAAGGAGGGAAUAAGUACACACAGCAAAGACUGCGGUCCAGAUGAACAGGUGAUGGAGGUAAACUUUAAUCUAAUGGAGGCUUUUGAUUUUAAUGACACAGACAAUGAAGAGCUGUGUGAAAGAGAUGUGAAUAAGCUCGCUGAAGGAGACAUGCUUUCACAAAGUCCAGGUUGCUUAAAGGGAGAAGACGCAGCAGAGCAUAGUGUGUUGAGACUUCAUUCUUGCUGUGAAGUAGUGACACGCAGUGAAAAUGAAGAAGUCAAAUGCUCAAUGUUUGACAGUGAGAACAAUGGCAAUGAGUGCCCUGAGGGUAUGCCCUCUCAGCUUUGCGACAACAGUGUCGGAGAUACAGGGAGAACUGCAGAAGACUCUGCAAACCAGACCAGAAUUGAAGUGGAACUUUUGAGUGAUGGACACAAUGCAAAAGAGAUUAAUGAAAGUCAAUUAGGUAUUAAGAAGGAUCUUGAUGGCUGUGCAGCGCUUACCGUUAACGGCGUGUCACGGAUAAAAAGCAAACGCGCUGAUCUUUUGCCUGGUGAGACUGAAUGUCACUCUAAAAACAGUACGUUUGUGGAACAUGAAAUACUUCCGGUUAUUUCUGCCAGCAGAAUCAUUUCUGCAAUGGACAAAAGAUCCGAAGAUGAUCUUAAACAGCUUGGAUGCACGAAAUCCCCAGAUGCUGAUUUCAAACACUUCUGGGGUAGUAAGAGUGACAGCAUGAAACCAGGUAGUCCUUUGCUGGCUUUGUCACAAAACCCAGAUCCUAGCUAUGGCUCAUUCCAAUAUAUCGCAGAAGACCAUCAAAAGGUAUUUGGCAUUUCACAUAAGGAAGAUACUCUCAUCUCCAGAAGCUCUAUCUAUCCUUUAGGAAAAGGCCGCUCAUCCCCAGAGGAAACAGCAGUAGGCGAAACUGAGCUUAAAAAUGUAGAGAGCAUAAAUGCCUUUCAUGGAGCCUGCAAAGGUGAAAGAGUAGGAACGGAUUGCCUGAAAUGCACGGCAAUGGCUGAAAAUUCAUCAGAUCUUCCCGAUUUGGUAAACAAUAUUGCUCUUCUAAGAGCUUUGACUCAACAUAGCACAGCAUUAGAAAGCUUACAAAAGAUGAAGGAAAAUAAUAGCAUAUUCCAUGAAGCAGAGACUUCUAAAGAGAUACUUGAAGCCCCUAUGAAAGAUGAAGCCAUAAAACAGUUUACAGAAAUGCCUUACUCAGAAAGUAUACAGGCAUCUUCCUGUUCGUACUUUGAUUCUUCUGGCCUUAUGCCCAACUGUGUGGACAAUUCAUUACAGAAAGCAGAGGCGUGUAUUCUACCAAUAGCAGCGGCCCAAAGAAACCCUAGGACAUCUGACUGCCAACCAAAGUCUCCAGGCUCAAGAAGUCUUCGUGAGGGUGAUAUCAUCUUUAUCGGAGAAGAGAAUUUUCAAAAGAAGUCUAACACUAUUAAAAAGUCAAGAAUGGAUCAGUCCCCAUCGGCAUUGCACGUGCGUUCUGAAGUUCCGCCGCGGACUAUGUCAAGCUCACCCUCACGUUCUGAUUUGAGACAAACGCAGUGGACUUCAUGGGAACCUGGCAAGAUGAUCUCCUCAGUGGAACUGACUGCCUCGCUUGAUCCAGACUCUACAGUUUCUCCGGCUUCGGGAAGUGAGGAAGCUAUGGGAGACAUCCAGGAGCCCCUGAUACACAGGAUCUUGCCAAGUGAACCGGAACUUUCAGAAUUGUUUUUCACACGGGAGAAAUCCAGCUAUCCGGAGGAAUGCGGCCUCUCGAGGUUCAAGCCCACAGUUAAACCACGAACUCCGUUUGUCACUCUUCCUGCCACCGAGGAGAUUCCUGGCGCAGUUUAUCCAACUCCCAGCGAGGAGGUCCAGCCAUCUUUCAGCUCUUCAGCAGUCAAUUUAUGCAACAAGGCGGCGGUAUUUCCUAUUAGUGCUUUUGGCCCCGAGGACAGAAAUUAUGAAACCUCCGUGUUUGGAGAGUAUACGGAAGACGGACAAUGGGAAUCUGUACGAGCAGUGUUCCCUAAUGCGACUUCACAAUGCAGACAAAGCAAGUGGCUAAAAUAUCAAAACAGUCCUCAGUGUGACUCGGUAACUCAAAACAGCGAUGAUAGGGAAGUGAGUGAUGACAUCUGUGCUGAGAACGUCCUUGGAAUGCUGCUGGGUGACACAGGACAGAGCAGUGCUGUGAAUAAAAGUGCUCCCGGCUCUGCACCUCUACAGACAGCCAAGAGCAUGCUUGGUAAACGCUGUGCCAAUAUCAGCGACCAGGAUACGAUUUCAGAGAGGAAGUUACUUUCUCCGCACUUAAGUCAGACACCUUUGGCUGAAGCAACACAAAAGGUGUUAAGUCAUUUGAGCUGCCACACUGUAACAGGAGAUGGCCAGGACAUAACGAUUUCUGAGUUGUCUUUUCCUAAUGUGGAUAAAGUCAAAUAUGCUAAUCUUCCUAAAAGAAAGGUUUCCAUACCAACUGUGUUUCAGUCUCACGUUCACUACAAACAGAUAUUUAAAGCUGCUCUGACAGAGCAAUUAAACAUAAUGCUAUUUGAGUUGUCACAAAGAUUACACAAUGCUCUUUCAAAAGUGGAUAUUUCAUUUUACACUUCAUUGAAAGAUGGGCAAAGCGAGAGCAAAGAGAGCUGCGUUCCACUCUGCAGUCACAUGCAUCCUGCUAAGCUUGUUGUGGUUAAAAAAGAAGGUCAAAACAAGGGUCGUUUGUUCUAUACCUGUGAUGCCCCAAAAGCUGAGCAGUGUUCGUUUUUCAAGUGGGUGGAAGAUGUGAACCCCGCCCAGAUAAAAUCCAGACCUAGUGUAGUGCUUCACGAUAUAAAAAGUAUUGGCACAUACGUCAGAAGUCAAAAGAUUUCUCUCUAUGAGGGAUGCCAGCUUUUGGUGAGGAAAGCCUUUGAAAUUCAAACACAGCAGUGUAGCAAGUUCAAGAAAUUUAUGAAUACCAGAUCUGAGGGUGAUUCCAAAAACAAAUUAUACCUCAGACUAAGCAGAAAGGAGCAUUAUUCUCUCUAUAGCAAAGAUGAUAUUUGGGUUGUUUCGAAGACUCUGAACUUUGAUCCCCUUGAUACGUUCAUUGCAAGUAGUGCUUUCUUUGGACCAUCCUCCAACAAUGAAGUAGAAUUACAACCGCUGAAAGGCUACUCUCCCUCAAACUGGCGAUCAAAUAUGUUCGUUCAUGCUUUGCUGGUUUGCAAUGCUAGCGGUGAGCUUACAUCCUUAAGAAAUAUGGAGGAGCAUUUCAAUCCAUCUACGUUACCACUAAUACCAUACCUACUACAAAUGAAUUUUGAUUCUGAAAAGGCUACCAAAAGAGUCAACAGAAGAAAAUUUAUUCCACCUGCCAUGAGCCUGAAACCCACAAUGAUGCAUGGGCCUCUCAGCACUGAAGUGGCGAUGGGACUAGCUAAAAAGAUGAUCCAAACGUUCUCAUUGAACCCAGAUCAAGCUACAUCGCUGAUUCAGAUAGCUCAGAUGAUGACCGCCUGUGAAAAUAUCAAACCCGUGGAAGGACAUCAGAUCUUUCCUAUCACAAUCAUACGUGGUGUUUUUGGAGCUGGAAAGAGCUAUCUGCUGUCUGUUGUGAUCUUGUUCCUAGUACAGCUCUUUGAAAGCAGUGAAGCUACAGCGGGUCCAAGACAGGCUCCAUGGAAACUUCUGAUCGCUUCCUCCACUAACAUUGCUGUUGACAGGAUACUGCUGGGACUACUUGAUCUUGGAUUUGAGGAUUUUAUCAGAGUGGGAAGUAUUAGGAAAAUCACCAAAGCAAUUCUUCCCCAUAGUUUACAUGCUGGCUCAGGAAAUGAAAAUGAGCAGUUAAAAGAGCUGCUCGCUCUCAUGAAAGAAGAUUUAACUCCAGCUGAAAAAAUGUAUGUCAGGAAGAGUAUUGAGCAACAUAAACUGGGGACCAAUAAAACUAUACUGCAACAGGUAAAAGUGGUCGGAGCGACCUGUGCUGCCUGCCCAUUCCCGUGCCUGAAUACUCUUAAGUUUCCUGUGGUGAUGCUGGACGAGUGCAGUCAGAUGACUGAACCUGCUUCUCUCCUUCCUAUUGCAAGGUUUCAGUGUGAAAAGCUAGUCCUUGUUGGAGACCCCAAGCAAUUACCGCCAACUAUUCAAGGGUCUGACAGCGUUCACGAGAAGGGAUUGGAGCAGACUCUCUUUGACCGGCUUUGCUUAAUGGGACAUAAAACAAUACUUCUUCGGACACAGUACCGAUGUCACCCUGCUAUUAGUGCCAUAGCCAACGAGCUGUUCUAUGAAGGAGAUCUGAUAGAUGGUGUUUCCGAGAAAGAUAGAGGUCCUUUACUGGAUUGGCUUCCAACACUAUGUUUUUAUAGUGUUAAUGGGGUAGAGCAGAUGGAAAGAGACAACAGCUUUUAUAACACGGCAGAAGCUCAUUUUACAGUCAAGCUCAUCCAGUCUCUGAUUGCAAGUGGAAUAGAAGGAUCUGCAGUUGGUGUGAUUACUCUGUAUAAAUCACAGAUGUGUAAGAUUCAGAAUUUGCUCGGUGGCAUGCACUCUGAGGCUUUUGAGAUUAAAGCUGUCCAGGUGUCCACCGUAGACGCGUUCCAAGGAGCUGAGAAGGAGAUCAUUGUCUUGUCGUGUGUAAGAACAAGACAGAUUGGGUUCAUAGACUCGGAGAAGAGAAUGAACGUUGCCCUAACAAGAGCAAAGAGGCAUUUGUUGAUUGUUGGAAAUCUGGCCUGUUUGAGUAGGAACAGACUCUGGGGAAGAGUAAUUCAUCACUGCAAAGGAUGGGAAAAUGGAUUACAACACGUAAGCCAGUGCGAGCAGCAGCUGAACGACAUUCUUAAGCGUUAUUUGGAGAAACGGAAGGAAGAGGAACAGAAUAAGAAAAAGGAAAAAAAGAAUGCACCUACUUUAUGAAGAAAAUAGGAGUUACGUGUCUAUAAAAAUUAUCAGAACGAUUGCAAAUCUAAUAUUUAUAUUUAAGGUGGGAAAUUUUUGUUUGUAUCUCGGUGCACUGAAACUUCUGUUUUGAUUCCUUGUUUGUAUGACUAAAAAUGAAUAAAGUGACUUUAUCUGCUCAAUAACUGAAAUCCUUUUAUGCUU
Molecule: messenger RNA, 6753 nt
Organism: Phalacrocorax carbo (great cormorant)
Lineage: Eukaryota; Metazoa; Chordata; Aves; Suliformes; Phalacrocoracidae
Source: RefSeq, a predicted model, not a curated record